Molecule: messenger RNA, 378 nt
Organism: Cinara cedri
Lineage: Eukaryota; Metazoa; Arthropoda; Insecta; Hemiptera; Aphididae
Source: the annotation of a GenBank genome assembly
AUGUGGUCUUCUCAAGUUAAUCGUUUGUCGAAAACGAGCCCUAAGUAUUUAACUUGGUUGGUUUCAGGUAAUAAUUGGUUGCAAAGUUUGACUGGGGGACAAUUGUUUGGGCGAAUGGAGAAAGUAAUGUGGCUAGAUUUGUUUGUAUUAGAUCAUAUUGUUAGAACGCAAUACGGACCAGAAGCAAUCGACGGACCGGCGGACCGCCGCUGGAACCCAAUCAAAACAACUGUAGACCACAAACAACAGUCGACUGAUUACGAGCAACCCCGUGGAAUAAUCGGUGACCGCCGGUGUCACGGGCAUUUCGUACGGAGGAACGUCACAGCCCCCGCCGAUACGAUUACGUUAGGAUUAUCGCACCCCUCGGUACCAUAA